This is a messenger RNA of Dacryopinax primogenitus, 1003 nucleotides long. RefSeq lists its product as uncharacterized. The coding region runs from base 17 to 847 and encodes 276 amino acids. NCBI's taxonomy places the organism in Eukaryota, Fungi, Basidiomycota, Dacrymycetes, Dacrymycetales, Dacrymycetaceae. The record is from RefSeq and is a predicted model, not a curated record. The transcript has 2 exons.
CCAGCACCUCAAGGCGAUGACCAGUUCUCCCGAUGCUCAAACAGCUGAAGGAUCAAAGGAGCGAAGACCGAGCAACGCGAUGCUUCGACGGCUUUCUGGGCAGAACUCGACUCUUCGUGGUGGGCGAGGUUCGCCUUUGCACCUGUCGCCUAAAGCGGGCACGCUCCGCUUGGGAGCUUCUGGCUACCAAUCUGAUUUGCAUGUCCGGGCACCUUCGUCUUCUUCUAUUGCUACGAUGACACAUCGAGCUCUGUAUCCUCCCAAUUCUGGACGGUCCUUCUCGGCAAUCGAGUCCGGCUCAUCGUCGGACGAGGACGACGAAGGCGCUGCGGAAGAAGAAGAGGAACAGCAGGCGAUGGAGAAAGAGGAAGCAUCACGCAGGAUCCGGGAGCUCGAGCGACUCGUCAAUCCCAACACGAUGCAGUUUGCCCAGUCGGCGCGGUCUCACGUCUCUCCGUCUCCCGUACGGACCCGUUUGUCUGCCCAGAAGCCACAAUCACCAGCUUCCAGCUCUGUUAAUACAGACCGAUACGAAGCGUCUGCAUCAGCAUCUCCGACUUCUCCCCCCUCGGCUGGUGUGCCACCGCAGGGAACAGCUCGCAGGGGGGACAUGCAGAGCUCUCUGAGCCCGCCUGCAUCUGUCCUCCAACGAGGACGACAAGAGCUUCGGGUAUCGACAAGCGAUCGGACUGCCAACAGCACCGCACCGUCCACAUCAUCGAGCUUCAGCGAUAUCAGCGAUGUCUCUACGUCGGCGUUUGAGGAGGCUGCUGGGACCUCUGUUCGUCCUGCUGUUCCGUCACGACUCACUGUAUUUGCUCGGAAUCAUCUGGGAAGACACUAUUGACCCGGGGCGCUCUGUUAACGACAUUAUGGCAAUGUAAACUACCUACGCAUCAAUAUGCAAUCUCUUUCAUCUGUUCUUCGACAAUGAUGCUGCGCAACGACCCUUGAUGGAUGAUAUGAACGCGUCAUUGUCCUCUUUGUAAUAAAGUGUUACGCG